Molecule: messenger RNA, 1185 nt
Organism: Coniophora puteana RWD-64-598 SS2
Lineage: Eukaryota; Fungi; Basidiomycota; Agaricomycetes; Boletales; Coniophoraceae
Product: GroES-like protein
Exons: 5
Coding region: 26-1057 (343 amino acids)
Molecular function (GO): oxidoreductase activity, acting on NAD(P)H
Source: RefSeq, a predicted model, not a curated record
CCAGAACUAGGAUCCGUAUUCAACUAUGUCGCAGAAAGCACUCUUCCUCAAGUCCAAGCAGGGCGCGUUCGAGCUUGGGACCAGAGACAUUCCCAAGCCAGGCCACGGCGACGUCCUCGUCAAGUCGUACGCGGUAUCCUUGAACCCGAUCGACUGGAAGAUCCAGGCGUACGGCCUCUUCCUCAAGGACUCUGACUAUCCCGCGGUCCUUGGCCAAGGUACCGCUGGUGUCGUUGAAGAGGUCGGCGCAGGCGUCACGCAUGUGUCCAAGGGCGACAGAGUUUUCUCCCGAGGCGACAGGGGUAAAGGAGUCGACCAUUCCGGCUACCAGCAAUAUGUGAUUGCUGGAGCCAGCUUUGUCGCCAAGAUUCCCGAAUCCAUUUCCUUUGACGAAGCUGCGUCUAUCCCCACUGGUGCGGACACCGCCGCUGCUGGCCUCUUUGGACCAAAAGACGGCAACCUGGCAUUCCCCGACAAGCCGGACGCGUACAAGGGACAAACCAUCGUCGUUCUCGGCGGCUCUUCGUCCGUUGGUCUCUUCGUCAUCCAAGCUGCACGUCUCGCCGGAUUCUCCACCAUCAUCACAACCUCCUCCCUCACGCACGAGGGAUACCUGAAAUCACUCGGAGCCACGCACGUCAUCGACAGGCAUCUCUCGCCGGACCAGAUCGCUGCCCGCAUCAAGGCGACUACCUCCGACGCGGUCAAGAUCGUCUACGACGCCAUCUCCGAGGCAGACACCCAGAAGACCGCGUGGGCUGUGCUCGCGCCAGGCGGCCACCUGGUGCUCACCCUCCCGUCCACGAUUCAGCCUGAAGCAGGCGAGACGCGUACGAUCAAGCAGGUCUUCGGAAGCCCAUAUCUCGCGGAUAACAACGAAGUUGGCAAGAAGUGGUGGGCUAAGCUGCCCGAGUGGCUCAGCGAAGGGAAGAUCAAGCCUAACAAGGUCGAGGUGGUCUCUGGAGGCCUUGGCGGUACGGCCGCAGGCCUCGAGCGUCUGAAGGCCAACAAGGUCAGCGGCGUUAAGCUAAUCGUCCGUCCCUUCGAAGGGGCUUGAUUGGGGAUGAAGCGGUAUUUGAAGUUAUCGUCUACGAGGAAAGUGGAAAAAGAGGUCUGUUUGUCAAUGUAGGAUACGUAAUUUAGCAGCGAUUUGCCCACGAUGAAUAACGAGAGUCACCAAUUCCG